Aspergillus wentii DTO 134E9 is the source of this 1062-nucleotide messenger RNA. RefSeq names its product putative Swr1p complex component (Swc5) (gene swc5). NCBI's taxonomy places the organism in Eukaryota, Fungi, Ascomycota, Eurotiomycetes, Eurotiales, Aspergillaceae. Bases 1 to 1062 code for a protein of 353 amino acids. The record is from RefSeq and is a predicted model, not a curated record. The transcript has 2 exons.
AUGUCGGCCGAUCCUACGAGUACCGUUCCCGAUCUCGAGCUGGGCGACGAGCCCUAUGACUCCGCCGAAGAUGAAGACUUUCAACUCGAUGGUGCUGAAGACGACUCCGACCAGUCUGGUCCCUCGGACGCCGAAGACGCCGCCGAGCCGGUAAAGAAGAAACGAAAGACAGGAAAGGAUAAGGGGCAGGAUGAACAAGAACUGGAUUCUGGCGACGAAGCAACUAUCAAGAAGGCGAAGGCAAAAAAAGACAAGAAGGGGAAGAAGUCAAAGAAUAGAGCUGGAGAUGACUCGGAGGACGAUGAGGAUGAUGUGGAUUUUGACGAUGAUGAAGAGGGAGGUCCAGGGGGAUUUGUUCGGACAAGAGCCAUGAAGAUGCACAUGCGCGAAGAGAAAAAACCUUUAGCAAAAGUUGAUGGCGCCACUGUUGAUGUCGAUGCGCUGUGGGCAAAGAUGAACGCCCCGGACACGGGCUCCGGACUGGAGAAAGAACAGCAGGACACAACCCCGGCGGUCGAGGAUACCGAAAAGCCAAGCAAAAAAGGUCCACCAGCACAAGAUAACAAAAAUCCAACCAAGGCGUCUGGGGAGACGAUUAAAAUCAAACGCACCUACAAAUUCGCGGGUGAAAUGAUCACGGAAGAAAAGGUUGUACCUAAGGACUCGGCGGAGGCGAAGCUCUUUCUAGCCAAUGGAAAGAAUGAAGCUGUGACUGACGCUGAUAUCGAAAAUGCCGCGAACGCCAAGGCAGCUCUCAAGCUCCGUCGACCUCUUCGCACGGUCUCACGGUUUGACCCCAACCCGAGCGGUUUAAUCAAGAAGAGCUGGGAGAAGCAACCUGCUGCGGAGCCUGGAGCAGAGACAGCCAAGGGGCCUAAGAUUAAUACGGUUGAGAAAUCGAGACUGGACUGGGCCGCAUAUGUGGACCAAGCUGGAAUCAAGGACGAGCUCACUGUGCACAGCAAAGCCAAGGAGGGUUAUCUCGGUCGCAUGGAUUUCUUGGACCGUGUGGGUGCCAACAGAGAAGAAGAAAGAAGGAAUGCGCGGUUGAAGGGGAUGUAA